This is a messenger RNA of Arachis ipaensis, 705 nucleotides long. RefSeq lists its product as uncharacterized. Lineage: Eukaryota; Viridiplantae; Streptophyta; Magnoliopsida; Fabales; Fabaceae. The record is from RefSeq and is a predicted model, not a curated record.
AUGUUAGGGUUGGUUGAAACUAAGAUGCAAGUCGUGACUAAGUUUGAUGUAGUACGUAUUUGGGGGAGCGAUACUAUAGGGUGGGAGUUUGUAGGGUCGGAAGGCACAUCUGGGAGUCUGUUAUUAAUGUGGGAUGACAUGCAAUUUAAAAUGAAUAAUUGUUAUAAAGGAGAAAGAUGGAUAUGUGUUGAAGGAGUGCUUUUAAAAACUAAGUUCAACUGUGCAUUCUAUUUGGUAUAUGGUGCUCAUACUAGAAUGGAGAAACUGGAUGUGUGGGAGGAACUGAGGUUUAUAGCUGGGUUAUGUCAAGUUCCAAUAUGUUAUAUGAGAGACUUUAAUGAGGUCAUACAGAUUGAGGAGAGGAAAGGUCAAGACAGGCUAACAGCGUCGACAGCAGAAUUCAAGGAUUGGGUCCAAGAUAUGCAACUAGUAGACUUACCAUUGAAUGAUCAGAAAUUUACUUGGUUCAGAGGCUGCUCCUGUAGUCGCAUUGAUAGGGUUCUUUUGAGUGUAGAAUGGCUUGAGGAAUUUCUGGAAAUUCGAUUAAAAGGUGGGCCGAGAGGUUUGUCUGAUCACUACCUGAUUAUAGUGGAGGAUUCCAAAUUCAGAGGUGGCCCAUGUCCUUUUCGGAGUUUAGAUUCUUGGUUUACACAUGAAGGCUGGUUAGGGAGGAGUGGAGGAAUAUUGGAGAACUGGAGUUUAUAG